Molecule: messenger RNA, 2032 nt
Organism: Labrus mixtus (cuckoo wrasse)
Lineage: Eukaryota; Metazoa; Chordata; Actinopteri; Labriformes; Labridae
Gene: urod
Product: uroporphyrinogen decarboxylase
Exons: 10
Coding region: 144-1250 (368 amino acids)
Biological process (GO): heme biosynthetic process
Cellular component (GO): cytosol
Molecular function (GO): uroporphyrinogen decarboxylase activity
Source: RefSeq, a predicted model, not a curated record
GCCCAGCAGCGCCAGAGUUGUGCAGAGUUGUGCAGAGCAGGUUUUUACUGACAGUUGAGGAGCUGCAGGAGCUGUAGGAGGUCUGCGGCUAACAUCUUCACAGAUAGAGACAAGAGGAGCAUCUGAACCUCAGCACCGGCGACAUGAGCAAGGACGAUUUAAUCCUCCCCAAGGACUUCCCUCAGCUGAAGAACGACACAUUCCUGCGAGCGACGCGAGGGGAAGAGACUGAACAUGUCCCUGUGUGGUGUAUGAGACAGGCGGGACGAUACCUGCCAGAGUUCCGUGAGUUCAGAGCAGGGAAGGACUUCUUCGACACCUGUCAGUCACCGGAGGCCUGCUGCGAGCUCACCCUGCAGCCUUUGAGACGUUACCCGUUCGAUGCCGCCAUCAUCUUCUCUGACAUCCUGGUUAUCCCACAGGCCAUGGGUAUGGAGGUCCAGAUGGUUCCAGGUAAAGGUCCCACGUUCCCGGAGCCCCUGAAGGAGCCAGAGGACCUGCAGCGUCUGCAGGCCAAAGUGGACGUAGGCAAAGAGCUCAGCUACGUCUUCAAAGCCAUCACACUGACCAGACACAAGAUAGAGGGCAAAGUGCCGCUCAUUGGAUUCACCGGAGCUCCGUGGACGCUGAUGGCCUACAUGAUCGAAGGUGGAGGCUCGAACACCCACUCUAAAGCAAAACGCUGGCUGUACCGGCACCCUGAGGCGAGCCACAUGCUGCUGAGGAUGCUGACAGAUGUGGUCGUGCAGUAUCUGCUGGGACAGGUGGCAGCUGGAGCUCAGGCUCUGCAGGUCUUUGACUCUCACGCCGGCAUUUUGGGCCCGGUCGAAUUUAAAGAGUUUUCUCUGCCGUAUCUUCGAGACAUCGCUCGCUCUGUCAAAGACAAACUGAAGGAGGAAGGAAAAGACGUCCCCAUGAUUGUGUUUGCAAAAGAUGCUCACUACGCUCUGGACGAUCUGUCUCAGUCUAACUAUGAGGUGGUCGGACUCGACUGGACCAUUGACCCACGAUUGGCGCGGGAGCGCACAGGAGGGAAGGUCAGUCUGCAGGGAAACAUGGACCCUUGUGCUCUCUACGCUCCAAAGGAAAAGAUUUCAGACAUCGUGAAGAAAAUGUUGGAGGGUUUUGGCACGAGAGGCUACAUCGCCAACCUGGGACACGGCCUUUAUCCCGACAUGGACCCGGAGAACGUGGGCGCCUUUGUCGAGGCUGUGCACCAACACUCAAAACAGAUGAUCAAGCAAAAGUAAAAAGAUGAAUUGUGUCUGUUUUUAUAAAAAAAAAAAAAAAAGCAGUCAGAAGAGUCCAUUCCUUGUAUGAAAAAUCAAAAAAACAUCCAGACCUUCAAAACAUUUCUAUAAUUGGACUACGAGCUCAUCCAUGGUGGGUUUAAAGAACAAACAAGAUGUUGGUUUUCUAAGACAAGAUUGUCUUUCCCUCUAUAAUAUGUUGAUGUGAGCUCCAGUGGAUUAUGUGUUUCUAUCGGAGAGGGAUGACAACCCUUUCGCAGUGACAUGUACAGUAGUAUGGGAUUUGUAUGAUGAUUGGAUUUAUGCAAAAAAUGUUCAAACAGCUUUGACUUGUAGAUGAAAAAUAUUCAUCAUCCACUCGAACUUAGCGUAAUGUUACUCCAGCAUUCAGACACGCAGAGUCAAAGCUCUUCAUCAGUAUGAAAAACUACAGGAAGUAAAAACAACAACAACAACUAGUGAUGUGGAAACAGAGGAACACAUGACUACAGUGAUUAAAAUCAAUUCUUAAAGAGAAACGUCAAAAACAACACGCUGGAUCUCAGAAUGAAAAGUUCUAUUUGUACUCCAGCUGAUUCAAAGAUUGCUUGUUAAAAAUGAAGAUGCCUUACUCUGAUUGUGUUUUUUCCACCAUAAAUCUUAUUUUUCUCUCUUACUUUCAUCAACUCAGACUUGUAGAAACAUUGACAUGUGAAGUGAACCACGGUGUAACCUGAGAGGUCGACUGUGUCUGCAUCAGGCUGUAUUCUUCUGUUGAGUAAAUAAAGAUGAUUUCAUUUCUA